Molecule: messenger RNA, 2477 nt
Organism: Nyctereutes procyonoides (raccoon dog)
Lineage: Eukaryota; Metazoa; Chordata; Mammalia; Carnivora; Canidae
Gene: FNDC11
Product: fibronectin type III domain containing 11
Exons: 3
Coding region: 1394-2395 (333 amino acids)
Molecular function (GO): protein binding
Source: RefSeq, a predicted model, not a curated record
CCCAAGGCAGCUCUCUGGGGUUCAGGCAGCCUGGGGAGGGCGGGCUCGACCCUCAUCCUGUGGGCCGGCAGCCGGAGGGAAGGGCCUGGAACACCUGAAGCUUGGGCACCACCGCCUCUCGGUGACUCUGCCCGCCCCGCCCCUGGGAACCCAGGCUCGGAGCCUCUGACCCCCUGGGACGCAGGGAGGCCUCGCCAGGUCCUGGGACAGCCCUCCGUGUGCUGCCCACGCCCACGCUUGGGGUCAAGCACUGAGCACUGGACGGAUGCCUCCUGGACACUCCCAGUGGCUCCAAGCCCCAGAGUCCCAGCUGCUGGGACUCAGCACAUUCCGUCCAGGGGUCAGAGCAGGCAGGGAGGGGCCCCCCUCGGUCCUCUGGCCUGGCCUCCAUGGGGCUCCAGUGGGGACACUUCUGAGCAGGACAGUGUGCUGGGCAGUGGGGACCUGGCUCGCCAAGAAUGCCUGGCCCACCUCCAGGUGACGAGGACCGGGGAGGGGGGCUGAAGAAGGCCCCGUCCCCCAGACGGAGAGAGGGCAGUGGGCUCACAGGGAGCACCCCACUCCACAACCUCUCUGCCGGGCCCUCCCCCGUCGCUCCACCCACAAACCCCCAGACCAACUCUCUUCGGCAGCCCCUCCCCUCCAGGCCACCUCCUGCGCUCACACACACACACACACACACACACACACACACACCCGGGGCCAGGGAGGGGGCCUGGCAGCAGGAGCCACUAUGUCCACCUUGUCGUCGGCAGCUCUCGGAGUUCCCUGGCACCCGCUGGCCUAGCUGCUGCCCUCCAAUGCCCGGGCUCCGGGGCAGCCACCGGGCACAGCCUUGACUCUGCCGCUGGCCUGCGAGCCUCCCCUCCUCGCUGGCCCUAACCACAGGAAUGGUGCUCCGUGGGGGCGACGGGAGGACCCCCCCACCGACUCAGGAAGGGGUCAGAGCAAAAGCUUCUUUUAAGAUUUUAUUUGAGGGAGAGAGAGCACAAGUGGGGAGGGGGGCAGAGGGAGAAGCGGACUCCCCACUGAGCAGGGGGCUGGACCCCAGGACCAUGACCUGAGCUGAAGGUGGCGGCGGGGCUCGGCUUCACUGACGGAGCCCCCGGCGCCCCAGAGGACAGUGCUGCUGUGGCACCCACUAGCCCAGGACGUCGGGGAAGGUGCGUGCAGGGCCCAGGAGCCUACUUGGGGCUUGGCUUGCGGAACACCUCGGCCGGUCGCCCAGUCGGGGCCGCCCCCCCCCAUACCCCGGCGGCGCCCGCCCCGCCCCGCCCCCGCCCCGGCCCCGCGGGCGGAGCGUCACAGAGGCCGCGGUCGCCAUGGCAACGCGCAGGACGCGGCGCGGGCGCGGAGCAGGUCCCGGGCGGCUCUCGCUCCCGGAUGCAGGACAAUGAACUUGCAGGUGACAGGCCUGGGCCUGGACAAGAUGAAGCUGGACAGUCCUCAGUCCUUCCUGGACCAGGAGGAGGCGGAGGAGGCGGAGGAGCAGCAGCUGCUGGCGCCGGCGGCCUGGCGGACCUACAUGGAGCACCGCGCGGCGCUGCGCGAGUUCCUGACGGCGGAGCUGAGCCCGCAGCUGCUCAAGCGCCACCACGCCCGCAUGGAGCUGCUCGGGAAGUGUUCCUACUACAUCGAGAUCCUGCCCAAGCACCUGGCCCUGGGUGACCAGAACCCCCUGGUGCUGCCCAGCACCAUGUUCCAGCUCAUCGACCCCUGGAAGUUCCAGCGCAUGAAGAAGGUGGGCACCGCCCAGACCAAGAUCCAGCUCCUGCUGCUCGGGGACCUGCUGGAGCAGCUGGACCGCGGCCGCGCCGAGCUCGACGCUCUGCUGGAGUCGCCUGACCCGCGGCCCUUUGUGGCCGGCUGGGGCCUGGUGGAGCAGCGGCUGGCCGACCUGUCGGCGGUCAUGGACAGCUUCCUGGCCCUGAUGGUGCCCGGGCGUCUGCACAUCAAGCACCGCCUGGUGUCUGACAUCGGCGCCACCAAGAUCCCGCACAUCAGGCUCAUGCUGAGCACCAAGAUGCCCGUCGUGUUCGAUCGAAAGGAGUCGGUGGCCCACCAGGACUGGGUCAGCCUGCGCUGGUUCGUCACCAUCCAGCCAGCGGCACCAGAGCAGUUUGAGCUUCGCUUCAAGCUGCUGGACCCACGGACACAGCAGGAGUGCACGCAGCGCGGCAUCAUCCCCGUGGCCGCCUGCACCUUCGACAUCCACAACCUGCUGCCCAACCGCUCCUACAAGUUCACCGUCAAGAGAGCAGAGAGCUACACACUGGUGUACGAGCCCUGGCGGGACAGCCUCACCCUGCACACCAGGCCGGGGCCCCCCGAAGGGCGCGCCCCCAGUCGGCUAGGCAAGCCGGGCCUGCCCCUGCCCGCACUUUCUGAGAGAUGAUUUUCUGAUAUUUAUCCACUAAUAAAGACUAUAAACACACACACACAAUUAAAGAAACAAACCUACUUACGUUUUAAAGGCA